Messenger RNA from Daphnia magna, 2994 nucleotides. Its product is annotated as homeobox protein Meis2. The coding region runs from base 295 to 1581 and encodes 428 amino acids. NCBI's taxonomy places the organism in Eukaryota, Metazoa, Arthropoda, Branchiopoda, Diplostraca, Daphniidae. The transcript has 5 exons. Gene Ontology annotation, biological process: regulation of transcription by RNA polymerase II. The record is from RefSeq and is a predicted model, not a curated record. Gene Ontology annotation, molecular function: RNA polymerase II cis-regulatory region sequence-specific DNA binding; DNA-binding transcription factor activity, RNA polymerase II-specific.
AAGAUGGUCGUGGGACAUGCACCCGGGCUUGCAGAGCUGCUGUAAAAAGCUGCGUGUGUGGAAGACGAUCCUGAACGUUAGUGACGUCAUUUCGGUCAGUGAGCCUCGACCAAAGCGCUCUCGUGCGUCUCCAUAUUGCAACUUACUCCUUUUUGUUUUCUUGUUGUCCCAAGGAAAGAAGAAGAGCACGACUAGGUUUGUGUGAGUGUGAGUGUGUGUGUGUAGUUUUUACGCAGACUGUGAAAUUCGAGCGAUCGUCAUCCAAUCUGACAUUUCCAUAACACGCCGGAUAUAAUGUCCAGCAAAAGGUGGCGCUGUUUGGAUGAAAAUCACAACGAUCGAGAGAGACGCCGUUCGACGGAAGAUGUGGAGCACUCGUCGUCGGACGGCGAAGAUUACGGCGCAAUGGAUUCUGUCAUGUCCGGAGGCGAAGAAACUUCAGAAGCUGGACCAGCGGGAGCCAGUGGCUCUGGUUCACGAGCAUCAAGCAUCCAUCAUCAGCGUUCCAGGCAGCAGGCAGCUGCUGAUAAAAGACGUCGAGGCAACCUGCCUAAAGAGUCUGUUCGAUUGCUCAAGAAAUGGCUUUACGAUCAUCGUUACAAUGCUUAUCCUAGCGACAAUGAAAAAGCCAUCCUGGCCAAAGAAGCCGGACUCACCGUGCUCCAGGUUUGCAAUUGGUUCAUCAAUGCUCGAAGGCGAGUUUUGCCAGAAUUGAUUCGACGUGAAGGCAACGAUCCACAGCGCUAUACGAUUUCUAGGCGAGGGAAGAAACAAGGUGGAAGUCCGUCGAAACGACCGCCAACGUCAUCAAGUUGGUCUGAACAAGAGAAUGAAAAUGAGCAUGAUGUUGAAUCUCACAGAGAGCAACGUGGCAUCGGUAGCGAUGGUGUUGCUUCGAUUGGUCAGAGUAGUAGUGGGGGUGGAGCAGGUGGAGAUUGGUCACCGGAGUCCCAAAGUUGCGGCGACCACGACUACUUUGAAGAUCACCCGUCCAGUGGAUUUGGAGUCGAAUUAGAAGUGGAAAAUGCCGAGUUGGAAACACAUCAUCAUCAUCCGUCCCACACAGCCAGUGCCAAACGCCGAUCGGGACAAACGAUACAACCAACCUCACCAACACCUUGUUCGUCUCCAGCCGUUGUUUGUCCUUGCGGUUGCGGUGACGAGGAAGUAGAACACCGAGAAAACUACGUAGUCAGAAAAGCUCAAACUCAAAUGGAAUCUCUAUGCGAAAUAUCGCGCUGGUUCCGAGAGGAGCAGCAAAAGUCUAAUAAGAAACAAGACGAUGGCGAAGAAACGAUGGAAGAAGAUGACGAUGAAAAACAAUAUUGUACGCGGACAGAGAGUUGCGCUGAUUCUUCAACGAGUUCACGGGACACGUGGACGCCCGUCCAUGUCGAGCCGACAUAUGGACCUUGCCAACGUUGUUAUCCGCGCAACCUGAAAUUUGCUCCGCAUAGCAGCAAUCACGUCACUCCGCCGCCAACGCCUCCCGACGAAAGAGACAAGUUUGAAUGUCUUUACUUGCUGGUCGAUACGGCCAUUAGCCGCAUGGAGAGAGAACGAGGUAGACCUUGGAAGUAAACAAAACAAUGAAGAUUUCUGAGUAGAAAGCAGCCAACGCAGCAGACAACAGUAGUAGUACAAAAAGAAGAAAACAAAAGGAAAAGUCAAAAUAACGCUCUAUUCUCCGGUUCCGAGUCUCCAUGACAUUUGUCGACAUCCUACAACCGAUAAGUACAACUCGAUAUGAAAAGCACGUCGACAGAGGAAGAGACGCACAUUUAGGUCAAUUUGAAUUUUCCCUUACCGAGCGGAUCGCAUCGGAUAAAAGUAGUCCAAAAUUAUUUUUUUUUCUUCUAUGUUUUAAUACUAUUCUCCUGUUUUUCAUCCUCUUCAUCUCUUUUUUGCAUUUAGAAUUCAAUCGACAAAUUUAUUUUAAAUAGCACAAAAUCGCACGCACGGCUCUUGAAACUCGUUCCUCGAGUUUUGAGCAAGUCCCCGGUCGCGAGAGAGGCCAUUUCCCUUUAAAAAAAAAAUCGUUGUCCUGCAGUCGGUCCGUGCCCUUCAUUCUUCUGUCCUGAAGUUCCAGUAUCACUUUUUCCCACCGCCCCAAUUUUUGCGUCUGAGAUUUACCUGGUAGAGUUGUAGUAAAUUGCGUAAUGGUAUAUAGAGUUACUUCAGGUCGUUGGUGUUUCUUUUGGGUUUGCUGAAGGAAAGGAGGCUAUCGUCCGAGCAUUCUUUACAAUAUAUGCGCAGUUACUUAGAAAUAAUUUGUGGUUAAAAAACAUAAUUUAGUGCCAUUUUUUUGUGUCACAUUUUUUUUUUUUUUUUCUCGUCCCCGUAGAAAAUUCACAGAGAAACCAUACACCAAGCUGGCCCAUCCUUUGUUGUCUUUCGGGACGCAAAAUCUAUCAUUUCGUUGAAAUAAUCAUAAUAUCCUAUGUCUGUGCGUUGGUACGAAUGUGGACGAGGGGUGGAUGGGAAUGAAUUUGGCGACAACUAUUGCUCAAACUCAAAUUGAAAAUACAUGCGAGAUAGAGCUUUUGUAUACCUGUAGGCUCGGAGAAACCGGUAGAGCGGAUUAUGAGAGCGAAACCCGAAAAACAAAAACCAAAUUAUUUUGCGCGCACUUUUUUGUUGUUGUUAAUUUACCGUGUGUGCCUUAUCACCUCGACAAAUUUAUUUGGUGUAUCUUUGUAUCUCUCUCAGCUUCUUAAUAUGAUCCUCUAUCGUUUUCACGUUGACGUGUUGCCUUUUCUCUCGCUGUGUAUUUGGCAGUUUGCGCCAGACCCACCUCAUCCCCCCUUCUGAAAGAAACUUAAUCCUGAGUUUAGUGCGUGUUAUAUAUAACCUUUUGUGUGCGUGUGUGUGUUGCCCGCCAGCCCUCCUCUCAGCAAAAAUGCAUCAACUCAGAUUAAAAAAGAAAAAACAUAGUCCUGGAACUGACGCAUCCAGAGAAAAUCUGUCAAUAUAUUUUUAGUACGCGGAAAGAAA